Messenger RNA from Sorex araneus (European shrew), 3837 nucleotides. RefSeq names its product LON peptidase N-terminal domain and ring finger 1 (gene LONRF1). Gene Ontology annotation, molecular function: protein binding. The record is from RefSeq and is a predicted model, not a curated record. NCBI's taxonomy places the organism in Eukaryota, Metazoa, Chordata, Mammalia, Eulipotyphla, Soricidae. The transcript is spliced from 12 exons. The coding region runs from base 235 to 2544 and encodes 769 amino acids.
GGCCGCCGGCUCCUGCGGGACCCGGCGGCGGGCGCUGCGGGGGAGUCCCGGGCUCGGCCGCCAGGCUCCGCCCCGCGGGGCUUCCCGGGCGCGCGCCGCCCCGCCGUGUCCGCGCGCCACGCCCCCCUGCUCGCGGGCCGCGUGCGGAGCCGCGCGCCCCGGAGGCUCCGGGACCGUGGCGGGCGGCGGCGGCGGCGGCGGCGGCGGCGGGCGGAGCAGCAGCCCUCGCGGGCCAUGUCUUCUCCGGCCGUGGCGAGGAACUCCUCGGGAGGGAGCCGAGCGACGGGCCCCCGGCCGCGGGGCCGGAGCCGCUUUUGGGAAGUGGGCGGCGGCGGCGGCCGCGGCGAGCGGCUGGAGCGCGCGGCCGCCGAGUCGGAGCGUUGGGAGCUGCUGCUCCGCCGGGGCGAACUGCUGGCGCUGGGCGGCCACCUGAAGGCAGCGCUGGAGGCGUACGCGGCGGCGCUGCGCCGCGGGGCCCCGGUCAGGCCCGAGUGCCUGGGCACCCUGGUGGACUGCCUGGUGUUCAAUUACCGGCUCCGCCACGGGCUGGGCUGGAGCGCGCCGGCGGCCGCGGCGGAGCCGGGCGCGGGCGGGCUGCUCAGCUGCUCGGGCUGCCGGGGCUUCCUGAGCGAGCCGGUGACCGUGCCCUGUGGCCACAGCUACUGCCGCCGCUGCCUGCGCAGGGAGCUGCGCGCCCGCUGCCGCCUGUGCCGGGACCGGCUGCCGCCCGCCGCCGCCGAGGCGAGCGCCCCGCGGCCGCCGCCUCUGGCCGCCGCCAUCGCCGCGUCGAGCUUCCGCACCAGCGUCGUGCUCAACCACCUGGCCGAGAAGUGGUUCCCGGGCCAGCGCGAGCGAGCCCGGGCCGCCGGCCGGCUCGGGGAGCUGCUGCACCAGGGCCGCUACCGGGAGGCCCUGGCCGCCGCCUGCGAGGCGCUGCGAGCAGAGCCCAGCGACCUGACUCUGAAAAUUUACAGAGCGGAAUCAUAUGCUGGUCUUCAAGAGUUUAAAGCAGCUGUAGAGGAUUUGAAUGCAGUUCUCUUUCAGCUGCCAAAUUGGCCUGAGGUCUACUUCAGGAAAGGAAAAGUACUCCAUGAGGCUGGCUUCUUAGGUGAUGCCUUACAACUCUUUCUUCAGUGCUUAGCCCUUGAUGAAGAUUUUGCACCUGCAAAGCUAGAGGUAGAAAAGAUUUUAUGUGAUUUAUUAUCACCUGAAAACGUCAACGAAGGCCUGAAGGACUCUUCCUGGAGUUCAUUAUCGUGUAUUAAAAACAAGCCUUGUGACUUUCCUUCAGAAAUGGAAGAGUCUAACUCUCCGAGUGAACUUAACCCAGAGCAGAAUGAAGAAAUACUAGAGAUCACGUCAGAGCCUGUCAAGGGAAGCUUGAACCGUGCUCUGUCAGCACAGGCUAUAAAUUCGACAGAAAUGCCUGCCAAAGAGGAUUGUCUGAAAAGAGUGUCCUCCGAACCUUUGCUCUCUGUUCAAGAAAAAGGUGUCCUGCUGAAAAGAAAGCUGUCUCUUGUUGAACAGGAUAUGAUUGUGAAUGAAGAUGGAAGAAAUAAGCUUAAAAAGCAAGCAGAAACUCCCAAGGAAGCCUGUACAUUUUCACUAUCUGAUGGUGAUAUUCCCGAAGAAUUAAUAGAUGUCUCAGAUUUUGAGUGUUCUCUCUGCAUGAGGUUGUUUUUUGAGCCAGUAACAACCCCUUGUGGACAUUCAUUCUGUAAGAACUGUCUUGAACGUUGCUUAGACCAUACACCAUAUUGUCCCCUCUGCAAAGAAAGCCUGAAAGAGUAUCUAGCAGAUAGGAGGUACUGUGUCACACAGCUGUUGGAAGAAUUAAUAGUGAAGUAUCUGCCUGAUGAGCUGUCUGAGAGAAAAAAAAUAUAUGAUGAAGAAACUGCUGAACUCUCACACUUGACCAAGAAUGUUCCAAUAUUUGUUUGCACUAUGGCCUACCCCACUGUGCCUUGUCCUCUUCAUGUAUUUGAGCCAAGAUACAGACUGAUGAUUCGAAGAAGUAUACAGACUGGAACUAAGCAAUUCGGGAUGUGUGUCAGUGAUACACAAAAUAGUUUUGCAGAUUAUGGUUGUAUGUUACAAAUUAGAAAUGUACAUUUCUUACCUGAUGGGAGGUCUGUGGUUGACACAGUUGGAGGAAAGCGAUUUCGGGUUUUACGAAGAGGAAUGAAAGAUGGAUAUUGCACUGCGGACAUUGAAUAUCUGGAAGAUGUUAAGGUUGAGAAUGAAGAUGAAGUAAAGAACCUCAGAGAGCUUCAUGAUAUGGUAUACUCUCAAGCCUGCAGCUGGUUUCAGAAUUUACGGGACAGAUUUCGAAGCCAAAUUCUUCAGCAUUUUGGAUCAAUGCCUGGGAGGGAAGAAAAUCUCCAGGCAACCCCUAAUGGACCUGCGUGGUGUUGGUGGCUCCUGGCAGUUCUUCCUGUAGAUCCCCGGUAUCAGCUGUCAGUUUUGUCAAUGAAGUCUUUGAAAGAACGGUUGACAAAGAUACAGCAUAUACUGACCUAUUUUUCUAGAGACCAAUCUAAGUAACCAACAGCUUGGAUCAUCCUCUAAAGUUUUCCUAAUCUGGCUUGUUGAUGGCCAGAUUGUCAGCUGCCUUUGCACAUCCAGUGCUGGUUUGAGAAAUGUAACAGAACUGGUUUUUUUUUUUUCUUCCUUCAACCUCCUGAAUCAUGUGGUUCUGCAAAUGAAUACCUUCAACUAGGAUUUAGACCACUAAGAACUUGCACAGAAAAACACGCACUGAAUGUGUGUUAAACCUCUACAUUGUGAUGAAGUUGCACUAUGUACCAUAUUCUAAAAUGAAAUGACAACUCUGUAUGUAUGGAGUAUGUCUGAAUGUGUGUUAUGUGUGUGCGUGUGUGUGUGCGUGUGUGUGUGUGUGUGUGAGAGAGAGAGAGAGAGAGAAAGAGAGAGAGAGAGAGAGAGAGAGAGAGAGAGAGAGAGAGAGAGAGAGAGAAAGUAGAAUGUGUGCAUUUUCUCUGGCUUUAACAUUUUAAAAGAAAAAAAAAUAGCCAUAGAGAGCAGAACUUGCCCGAGGGUUAUUUAUUGCCCAAGUUUACAACGAUAGUGUUCAAGUUUUUGCAAAUUCAAUUUGCCUCAGAUUUAUCUAUCCUAAGCUUAUAUUUGCACAAGUAUGUAAACUAUGGUAUUGAGUAUCACUCUUCGUUGGGAAUACUGCUCUUGCUGAACUGUCUUGACCAUUGACUAUGACACAGUUUCUUAUUUAUGUAAAUACUUGCAUCCCAGUGGCCAGCAGGCAUUGGAUGCAGAACCUAGAGCCAGUUUUCAGGAACAAUUGCAAACCUGACAUGGUACUGUGCAUCUAUUCAUAAAACACUUAAAACUGUGAAAAUAUGGUUUACAUUCAAUUGUACAUAAAGGUAAAUGGAAAACUCAAUUCAGUACCAGUUAGUUUGUACAUUUAAGGGGGCUUUUCACAUUAACUGCCCAUCUCUAAUGUAUAGUUAACAUGAUGUAUUGUUUAAAACAAUUACAUAGUAUAAGCCCAUUAAGGAUCGGGGGAAGAGAAGAAGCUUAAUAUAGAACGAAGCUUUUAAAGUAUGUUUUAUUUUUAAAUUCUGGUCUUGGUGCAAAUGUUAGUUAUGCCUUAUUCAUAUCACAAUUAGAUCACCAUGCUGUGACAUGGUUUAUAUUCAUGCUGCCCUAGAUACUUUUGUAAUUAUUUGUUGCAAACUUGUGAUUGUCCUUAUUAACUUUCUUUUAUGUAAGUAAUUUGUAAAAGUUUCUUAAAAUUUUUGCUUUUGCUUAUUUAAUUUUGAAUAAAAGCUAAAUUCAUAAUAAUCUUUUUCUUGAGUUUCA